AUGUACCGCGCAAUCCCCGCUAGCGAUCCCGUUGUUCCUCCUCGCUCUACUGGGCCUGUGGACGUCACUUUUAUGCCGUGUGAGACAGCUAGUUCCAGUUCCAAGCAGUCAAAACAAACGUCGAAGUCGAAGGCAUGGUCGAGACAGGCAUCCAAGCCAGUGCCGAAGAACAUAAAGGCACGCUUGGACAAUGCUAUCCUCAAUGGGGAAAUUCCGCCGUAUUGCGAGAAUUGUGGCACCAUCGAGACUGCCAGCUGGCGGCGAGCGUGGGUGAAAACGGUCAAGGGCGGCGAGACCCUUGCAGAAGAGAUGAUGAAGCCUUCCCCCAUGCUCUAUUGGGAGGCCGUGGAUCGAAACGACAAGGGUGAAAUGCAGAGUUUCAAGAUCUACAGAAAGGCUCUUGAGAUGGACGAUACUGAUUGGGAGCAGAUGACCUUCUGCAACCCUUGUGGUUUGUGGCUCCACAAAUUCAAACAGAUGCGCCCAGAGGACAAGUGGAGCAAGCCAAAAGCAGCGCAGCCGGCCAAAAAGCACAAAAAGCGUCCUUCGAGGAACCGCAGCCAGCUAAAUUCCUGCCCUGCUACUAGAACCCGGAGCAAGGCCGCGCCAAAGAAACCUUCAGCUUCUUCCCCAGCACCCACUGAGGCGUCUUCUGUCCACCCCGAUGGGGAAACUCCCCAGAUGGACCAUGACGAAGACGAUGAUCAGGACGGUGAAGCGGAUUAUUCCCCCAACGAGUCUCCUGGAGACACUAGUGCCGAGCUGGAGGGGACGUUCGAUACUCCAGGACGCCGUUGGUCCAAGCAGGACGCCAGAGAGGCACUUCCGCGUGCCACUAAGUCUAGCCCAGUGAGCCGUACGCAAGCCCGCUCUGCUUCAAUGACAGAUGCCAACAGUCUCACCCCCAAGCCUUUGAGAAGGUCACUUUUCCAGAAUUCCCAGACCGAUGGGCCACUGAAGGAGCUUGAUUCUUCUAUGGUCAACAGCGGCUCUCCACGUCGCAGUCCUCGUAUUGCCUCCACGAAAGAUGACAAGCCGGGUCAUCAGAAGGAGAAUCUUGCCCCCACCCCGGGCGAUGACCUCGAUGAUCUGUUCGAAAGCCCCUCCAUCGGAUUUGAUUCGGCAAGCCCUACUCCCCGUCGGCGUAACCCGCGGAUCAACGCGAUUGACAAGCGUUUGAAUUUCCCCGCGAACUCUCCAAGCCUCAACAAACGCAAGGAUCUAGGCUCUGUUAUGACUCCAGCUCGACUGUCUGCAGAGCGCCUACAGCGUAUCCAAUCAAUCCACGGAAGUCCUCAGUCAUCACCACGGCAACAGAAGUCGCCAGCCAAGCAACAGUCUGUGGUACCACAGCCUGCCGAUGGCAGUCUUCCGCAAACUUUCGAGUCCCUUGAUGACAUGAUGCUCGAUAUCUUCGAUGACGCUGACAAGGCCGAGGCUUUCUUCGAAAUGGAGAAUGACAAGUUCGCUGGUGAAAACUGGGCGGAGUGGCUUCCAGCGGACUAUGUUUCUCCUGCUGGAUCGUGCGAAACUCCUGCCAACGAACUGCUCAACGCUCUCUUCUCAGACAACCCCAAUGAGAAAGACAACUUCAACCCCGAUCUCCUCCCUUUCAACUUCAACGACGUUGUCAUUCCCGACUCCGGCUUCUUCAGCUCGGAUGCUCUUACCACCGACGCACCCAAAAGCCAGCUCGCUGGUGAACAAUCUGAAGGCCAAUAA
Messenger RNA from Penicillium vulpinum, 1722 nucleotides. RefSeq lists its product as uncharacterized. Gene Ontology annotation, molecular function: zinc ion binding. The record is from RefSeq and is a predicted model, not a curated record. NCBI's taxonomy places the organism in Eukaryota, Fungi, Ascomycota, Eurotiomycetes, Eurotiales, Aspergillaceae. Gene Ontology annotation, biological process: regulation of transcription by RNA polymerase II; silent mating-type cassette heterochromatin formation; rDNA heterochromatin formation. The transcript has a single exon. Bases 1 to 1722 code for a protein of 573 amino acids.